Molecule: messenger RNA, 1678 nt
Organism: Daucus carota subsp. sativus
Lineage: Eukaryota; Viridiplantae; Streptophyta; Magnoliopsida; Apiales; Apiaceae
Product: F-box protein CPR1
Exons: 4
Coding region: 225-1391 (388 amino acids)
Molecular function (GO): protein binding
Source: RefSeq, a predicted model, not a curated record
UUUUUUGACACGAACCCGGGAAGUUACAGUACUUCUCAAAACUCAACACAAUAAAAUUUCAAUUAAAAUAUUAAAUUAUCUAUUUAAGCUAAACUACCCCAUAAGUAUACAGCAACUCGUAACCUAAUUUUGAAGUCGGAACUCUACAACAGCGGACACAAAUUUGUAUUAUUCAAAAGAAUCAAAACUAUAUAUCUCUGAAACCCUAGGCUACAUUUCUUGAAAUGGCGCUUAUUCAAGAUUUGAUCGGUGAAGUUCUGUGUCGUGUACCCGUUAAGCCGCUUCUUCGCUUUAGAUGCGUGUCUAAAGAUUGGUGCUCGCUUAUUGAUAGCAAUGUGUUUGCUAAGAAACAUAUUAGAACUGCUCUUGAGUUUGGUACUGGUGGUGGUCUUAUUGUUAAUGAUGAGGCUGGAAGGUGUUACGUGGUGGAUUCCGAGGGUGUUGAUGUUGGGAGUGAUGAAGCUGUUGCGGUAGGAAUAAAGGAUCCGCUGAUGUCUCUUAUCCAUGGUGCUGAAGUUCUUGGGGCUGCAAAUGGAUUAUGUUGUGUGGCAAAAAGUGAGAUGAGUAAUAUUUUACUAUUUAAUCCAAUGACCAGGAAGGGUAGGGAGAUAUUAGUUGUCCCUGCUCCCAUUUGUGGCUUUGGAUAUGAUCCUGUUAAUGAUGACUACAAGGUUGUCAAGAUUGCAGAAGGUAAGACGCAGUUUUUUGUCUUUGUUUACAGCCUCAAAACCAAUUCUUGGAAGCGGGUUCUGAAUGUUCCAAGUAAGGUUAGUUUCCUUUCGAAAUGGGGUGUGUUUGCUGGUGGAGCUCUGUAUUGGUUGGCGAGUAAGAAUCCAGGGAAGGGCUUAGAUACCAUAGUUAGUUUUGAUCUCGGACUUGAACAGUUCAAGGGGGUUCCUCUUCCCCCCGCUGAUAAUAAAAUUGUCAACACCAAUAGUAGGUUUAUGGUUCCUGUUGGAGAAUUGCUUUGUAUCUUUGAUAGCUAUCCCAAUCAUAGUAUUGACGUGUGGCUGAUGAAUAAAAACGGGUCAGAAAAUCCAUGGUACAAAGCAUUCACUGUGAAGCAACCCAGACGGCACGGUUCUGAGUUUCUUAGGCCUCUUGCUUUUUCCAAGAGUCAGACAGUUUUACUUCUGCAGGUGGGCAACACAAAACUUAUGUGGUAUGACCUUGAAAAGAAGACGUUCAAGAAUGUUGGGAUUCGUGGUAUUCGGAUGAACUUUUAUGCUUACCUAUACAAUGAGAGUCUCUUACAGCUCGCCGAGGAUAAGCCACCCCAGAAGCCAUUGCAAGACAAGACAAUUCAGAAGCCAUCUCAAGACGAGCAACAGAAGAAACAGCAGAAGAAAAGGGAUGGUUUUCUUUCCAAGGGAUUCAAUUUGAGGCUCUAAGAUACCUGGAGAUAUGGGAGAUAAGCAGACCUGUAGAUCUUUUGGAGCAGAAGAGAGUUGACCCAGGGGGCAGAUAUAUUGAUGUGCUUGGCAUAAUUUAUUGUCCCCUGUGCUUUUGUUUAUUGUUUAUUUAAACAAAACACUGUUAGAAUUUUUGAAUCAGGAAGUAACUGAUGUUUAUAUCUGAUGUUAUCUUCUGUUAGACUAAUAUUUCUGCUGGUUUGUUUGUUGAAAACAAUUACUCCCAUUGGUAUAUAUUUUGAAUAUGGACAGAGUUAUGUUGUUCA